AUGCCUGUAAUACCGACUUUCAUCAGCCGGUACUUCACCACAGAAGAACCAAAACCACCACCAAUCAGCACUCGAACCGCCGUCCUCUUACUCGUACUCUACACGUUCGCUUAUGUGGCACCUUUUUACUUGUCGCCACGGACGCGGCCGUCGCUCACAUUGUCGCGGGACGCGCCGUCCGUGAUUCGCGCGCGCACCGCGUCCGUGUCGCUGAGUUGUGCCCUUUGCUCUUUUACCACCUUCGUGAUACUGACCUUCGGGUACGGAGGCCAGGCGCCGGCAGCCACCGUCCCCGAGGCCCUGCAUGCUCUCGGGUAUUGGCCUGUCGGCCUGCGUGAGGCUGCUUGCUGCCUCCUGCUCACUACCCUGCUCUUCGUGGGGCCGCUAUUCGAGACCCUCGUGGUUGACGGCGGGUGGCGCGACUUACUUGCCCUGCGCCUUGUAUCGCGGGUCUGCUCUGAGUGGACGACGUGGCGUAAUAUCGUAGUAGGCCCCUUAACCGAAGAGAUUCUCUUCCGCUCGGCGUCGGUGCCACUGCUUCUGCUAUCCGGCGCCUCGGCGUGGCGUACUAUCGCCCUCGCACCCCUCGUCUUCGGUCUUGCGCACCUGCACCACUACUACGAGGCGCGCGUGUCGCGUCCCUCCGAGCCUCGUGCCACUGCCGUCCUACGCUCCGCAUUCCAGCUCACAUACACCACCCUCUUCGGCGCCUAUGCGGCCUUCCUGUUCCUGCGCUCGGGAAGCCUGCUCACCGCCGUCCUCGCGCACGCCUUCUGCAACUGCAUGGGACUGCCCCGCGUCUGGGGUCGCGUCAAGCGCUGGGACGACGGUGGCGGGGCGAAGCCGAGGGAUGACCUCUGGUGGACGGUCACGUAUUACGGAUUGCUUUUCUUGAUAUGUGAAGACGAUCGGAGUGAAGUGAACUGA
Messenger RNA from Durotheca rogersii, 927 nucleotides. Its product is annotated as CaaX protease. Gene Ontology annotation, biological process: CAAX-box protein processing. The transcript has 5 exons. The coding region runs from base 1 to 927 and encodes 308 amino acids. NCBI's taxonomy places the organism in Eukaryota, Fungi, Ascomycota, Sordariomycetes, Xylariales, Xylariaceae. Gene Ontology annotation, cellular component: endoplasmic reticulum membrane. Gene Ontology annotation, molecular function: metalloendopeptidase activity. The record is from RefSeq and is a predicted model, not a curated record.